Rhagoletis zephyria (snowberry fruit fly) is the source of this 400-nucleotide messenger RNA. NCBI's taxonomy places the organism in Eukaryota, Metazoa, Arthropoda, Insecta, Diptera, Tephritidae. The record is from RefSeq and is a predicted model, not a curated record.
AUGGCAGGUGGUGCUGAGAUUGCCGCUGCUGCACGAACGCAAAUUGGUCUCCCCUAUUCCUGGGCGGGAGGGAGCUGGGCUGGAAAAUCGAGAGGUGUGCUUUCAGGUGCUCACACAGUUGGGUUUGACUGCUCCGGUCUGGCGCAGUAUGCAGUGUACCAGGGCACACACAAAAAGAUUGCCCGAGUUGCUGGUGCCCAGUACGCUGAUCAUCAAUGUCAUCACGUCCCCUACGCUCAACACCAGCCUGGCGACUUGGUUUUCUUUAAUGAUGGCGGAUCGAUUCACCACGUAGCUGUUAUUUCAGGACACGACCGAAUGGUUCAUGCUCCUCACACUGGCGAUCAUGUUCGAGAAGCCGCGGUCUAUGUUAAAGGUCGAAUGGAUUUAGUAACACGAU